Zea mays is the source of this 1247-nucleotide messenger RNA. Its product is annotated as gibberellin 2-beta-dioxygenase. Bases 116 to 1117 code for a protein of 333 amino acids. The transcript is spliced from 3 exons. The record is from RefSeq and is marked validated. NCBI's taxonomy places the organism in Eukaryota, Viridiplantae, Streptophyta, Magnoliopsida, Poales, Poaceae.
AAGAUUCCGACCCAAAUCCCUCUCCGAGCUCGACCAAAAACCACCCUCCCAGUACGUACAUUCCCACCACCUCCCAGUGCAGCGCCAGUCUGUAACCCAUAACCAUAACCAUACCAUGGUGGUCCUCACCAAGGGCGAGCUGGAGCAGAUCGCGCUGCCGGCCGUGCAGCGCGCAUCGCCGCCGCCGCCGGCCGCCGUGCCGGAGGUCGACCUGGCAGCCGGGGACGCCGCCGCCGCCGCGCGCGCGGUGGCCAAGGCGUGCGAGGACCACGGCUUCUUCAAGGUGACGGGCCACGGCGUGCCGCCGCACCUCCUGGCGCGCCUCGAGGCCGCCGCGGCCGCGUUCUUCGCGCUCCCGCAGCGGGAGAAGGACAGGGCCGCCGGCUGCCCGUUCGGAUACGCCAGCAAGCGGAUUGGCGCCAACGGCGAUCUCGGCUGGGUCGAGUACCUCCUGCUUGCCGUCACCGCCGCCGGCGCAGCGGCCGCGCCGGGGUCUGCGUGCGAGGGCGCGGAGCCGUCCUGUUUCCGUGCUGUGCUGGACGAGUACGUGGCGGCGGUGAGGCGCAUGACCUGCACGGUGCUGCAGCUGAUGGCGCAGGGGCUGGGCCUCGACGACAGGGACGUGUUCAGCCGGCUGGUGCUGGACCGGGACAGCGACUCCAUGCUGAGGGUGAACCACUACCCGCCAGCGGCGGAGACGAGGCGGCUGACGGGGUUCGGCGAGCACACCGACCCGCAGAUCAUCUCCGUCCUCCGCUCCAACGACGCGUCCGGCCUCGAGAUCACGCUGCGGGACGGCACCUGGGUGUCCGUGCCCUCCGACACGGAAUCCUUCUUCGUCAAUGUCGGCGACGCGUUGCAGGUGCUGACCAACGGGCGGUUCCGGAGCGUGCGGCACCGGGUGAUGGUGAGCAGCGCGCGGCCGCGGGUGUCGGUGAUCUUCUUCGGCGGCCCGCCGCCGCGGGAGCGCCUGGCGCCGCUGCCGGGUCUGGUGGACCGGGAGGGCGGCCGACGCCGCUACAGGGAGUUCACGUGGAGGGAGUACAAGAACUCGGCGUACCGGACCAAGCUGGCAGACAACAGGCUCUGCUCCUUCGAGACCAUGGCGACGAGCUAGCUAAGCCGCCGCGCUGACGCCGGACACGGCUCAUCGCCCUCCCUUCUCGAUGUGUAGUGUAGCAAGAGACGUUUUUUUGUGCCAUAUAGUUUUCUGUUUAUACACGAUAAGGCUGGUCUCAACUUCGUUU